This is a messenger RNA of Vicia faba (fava bean), 444 nucleotides long. Lineage: Eukaryota; Viridiplantae; Streptophyta; Magnoliopsida; Fabales; Fabaceae. The record is from the annotation of a GenBank genome assembly.
AUGCUUGAAGGAGAUGCAGACAAGCAAUAUGCAAAUUUAAGGAGAUAUGUUGUAGAAUUACAUAGAGUGAAUCCUGGGAACACUUUGAGUAUCACUGUAGAAAGACCAAGUCCUUCUAUUCAGCCAAGGUUUGGUUCCUUUUAUUUUUGCUUUUAUGGUUGUAAAAAGGGUUUCAUUGAUAGUUGUAGACCCUUUGUUGGAGUUUAUGGUUGUCAUCUAAAAAUAAAGUAUGAGGGUCAGUUAUUAAUUAUUGUGGGUAGGGAUCCAAUUGAUCAGUAUUUUCCUUUGGCCUUUGGGGUGGUUGAGACUGAAACCAAAGAAAGCUGGAGGUGGUUUCUUGAGUUGCUGAUGACAUAUGUAGGCCAAGACAAUAGAUUCGUGUUUAUAUCUGAUCAACAAAAGGGUUUGGUAGUUUUGUUUGAGGAGAUGUUUGAAAGGAUAUAA